AUGGGGAGGAGGAAUUACAGGAACUAUAUUUUGGGAACAGCAAUUCUCAUUUCGUUUUAUUACUUUUACUUAUUUUUCAAUACUACCAAAAGCUCGGCCUCGAAAACUGAUUAUAAUUUACCAAAAUUUCAACUCUUGCGUGAACUAGAAUCGCAUACAGAUUGGAGAACUCGAGGUCUCAAUUUUCAACCAAAAUAUACGUCUCCAGCAAGCCUUGAAAGUCAGGUGCAGCAACAGCUUGCUCUGGCGUAUCCAUACGACCGCGAAUCUGCGUUUCCCAAGUUAAUUUGGCAAACGUGGAAGAUUGGGCUCGAUGAUCCUAGUUUCCCCAAGCGGUAUGUUAAUUACCAAGAGACAUGGAACGAUAAAAAUCCUGAGUAUAAACACUAUGUUGUUCCCGAUGAGCAAUGUGACUUACUUAUCGAGGAGCUCUACUCUACUGUGCCGGAGGUUGCAGAGGCAUACAAGUUAUUACCGAAAUCCAUCAUGAAAGCAGAUUUUUUUAGGUACUUGAUUCUUUUCGCACGUGGAGGGGUAUAUACCGAUAUCGAUACUGUUGGUUUGAAACCGGUGGAUUCUUGGAUCAGUAAUGCUGUUGAAACUCCAAAAUAUUUGGAUAGUGCAAAUACUGCGGGCUUUGUUGUUGGAAUAGAGGCUGAUCCAGAUAGACCCGAUUGGAAUGACUGGUACGCGAGAAGAAUACAGUUUUGUCAAUGGACAAUCCAAUCUAAGCGUGGACAUCCAUUGUUAUUGCAUCUCAUUUCAAAGAUUACCGAGUUGACCUUGACAAGAAGAGAUAAAUCACAAUUGAACAAAGUUUUGGGUAAGGAUCAAGGUGGUGAUAUUAUGGAUUGGACUGGACCUGGAGUAUUCACCGAUGCUGUAUUUGAAUAUGUGAAUAGGUUGAUGCAAAAAGGUGGAGACACAACAAAGAAUGUGAUUCUGAAGAAAAAGUCAAAAAGUAAGAAGAGAGAAAUGAUUGAGAAGAUUGUGGACUGGAAAUUAUUUACAGGAAUGGAGCAGCCUAUCUUGAUAGAUGAUGUGAUGGUAUUACCGAUAACUAGUUUUAGUCCUGAUGUCAAUCAAAUGGGCGCCAAAAGUUCUGGCGACCCAAUGGCCUAUGCUAAACAUAUGUUCCUGGGAAGUUGGAAAGACGAUCAAGUGGCAAAUUGA
Messenger RNA from Lodderomyces elongisporus, 1173 nucleotides. RefSeq names its product Och1p (gene OCH1). Gene Ontology annotation, cellular component: mannan polymerase complex. The record is from RefSeq and is a predicted model, not a curated record. The transcript has a single exon. Gene Ontology annotation, biological process: protein N-linked glycosylation. Bases 1 to 1173 code for a protein of 390 amino acids. Gene Ontology annotation, molecular function: alpha-1,6-mannosyltransferase activity. NCBI's taxonomy places the organism in Eukaryota, Fungi, Ascomycota, Pichiomycetes, Serinales, Debaryomycetaceae.